Drosophila eugracilis is the source of this 5499-nucleotide messenger RNA. RefSeq names its product protein charlatan (gene chn). Gene Ontology annotation, biological process: regulation of transcription by RNA polymerase II. The coding region runs from base 585 to 4448 and encodes 1287 amino acids. The transcript has 7 exons. The record is from RefSeq and is a predicted model, not a curated record. Gene Ontology annotation, molecular function: DNA-binding transcription factor activity, RNA polymerase II-specific; RNA polymerase II transcription regulatory region sequence-specific DNA binding. Lineage: Eukaryota; Metazoa; Arthropoda; Insecta; Diptera; Drosophilidae.
GUAUUAUUAUUACGCGACAGGCAAUCGGUGCGACAACAACAGCAAACUAAGCAACGCAUCGCAGGCGCAAGCAACCAAACUACAUAUUACAACAUAUUUACUCGUCGCCCCAUCAAAGCAGUGAGGGGUGGGGAAAGGAUAUAUUUUCCGCCCUACCCGCCAGCCACCCCCAAAGAAGUGGGUGGCGAAGAAUCGCCGUAGGAUCCGCUCCUCCGCGACCAUUCAUUCAGUCACGAAAUCUCAUUCGGUGUGUGAGUGUUGAUGAGGUUAGUUGUGAAACGCGGUCUGUUUCGUGAUGAAUCUGAAAACCGAAAAGUGCAUCAAAGGAAUCAAUUAAUCAAAUCAGUGAAGUAAAUUUAAUUACCAGCGGAAAAGAAGAAACAAAUCUAGUUGAUAGUGUGCCCCGUGAAAAGAGGCGAAAAAGUGUUGCAUACUCAGGGGCUGGCUGCAAAAAUCUGCGCUAACAUGUUGUUCUCGGCGAGUGAACGUGGAGGCAACAGCAAGAGCAGCAGCCUCCGCCCCCUGAAAGAAGCAGCAGCAGCACGCCCGCUAGCCAAGGCCGACGGCAACGUGAAGCACCUGCAAUGGCCACACUAAUACCAGUGAACGGCGGCCAUCCAGCAGCGAGCGGACAAUCCUCCAAUGUGGAGGCGACAUACGAAGAUAUGUUCAAAGAAAUCACACGCAAAUUGUACGGCGAGGAGACCGGAAACGGUUUGCAUACGCUCGGCACGCCGGUGGCUCAGGUGGCCACCAGCGGGCCGACAGCGGUGCCCGAGGGCGAGCAGCGCUCCUUCACGAACCUGCAACAACUUGAUCGCUCGGCAGCGCCCAGCAUUGAAUACGAGUCCAGUGGGGCAGGCGCCCCGGGCAACAACGUGGCCACCACCCAGGCCAAUGUAAUCCAGCAACAACAACAGCAGCAGCAACAGGCGGAGUCGGGUAACUCUGUGGUGGUAACGGCCAGCAGUGGUGCAACUGUGGUGCCGGCACCCAGUGUGGCAGCCGUUGGUGGCUUCAAGUCCGAGGAUCAUCUAAGUACCGCCUUUGGGCUGGCAGCCCUGAUGCAGAACGGUUUUGCAGCUGGUCAGGCGGGCCUACUUAAAGCCGGCGAGCAGCAACAGCGCUGGGCGCAAGAUGGAUCUGGCCUGGUGGCGGCAGCGACAGCGGAACCACAACUAGUACAGUGGACCUCGGGCGGAAAGCUCCAGAGCUACGCUCACGUCAAUCAACAGCAGCAGCAGCAGCAACAACAACCGCAUCAGAGCACACCCAAGUCCAAAAAACACCGCCAGGAGCAUGCGGCUGAAUUGAUCUACGCCAGCCCUUCGACAUCGGCCAAUGCGGCCCAGAAUCUGGCCCAAUCCACACCCACCUCAGCGCCCAGCAACAGCAGUGGCGGCAGCACUAGUUCCUCCGGCGGAGGCGGUGGUCGCAAGAAGGCCGCUCAAGCGGCAGCAGCUGCCGCAGCCGCGAAUGGAGUGCACAUUCAGAAGCGUUACGCGUGCACUCACUGUCCUUACUCAACGGAUCGGCGGGAUUUGUACACUCGCCAUGAGAACAUCCACAAGGACGAGAAGCCCUUCCAGUGCUAUGCCUGCCUCAAGCAGUUCAACCGUGCCGAUCAUGUCAAGAAGCACUUCCUGCGCAUGCAUCGAGAACUGCAGUAUGAUAUAAACAAGACCCGGCGACAUGUCUCGGCGGGCAGUGGCUCGUCGGGCAGUGGUUCCUCCGGCAGUGGAUCUCAUCAUUCCGGCGGUCGUGGUAAUGUAACCAUUAACUCGGCGGGCGUGAAUAUAGAUAAUGCCUUCUUGGAGGCCCAACGACAUCCCACCUCGACCAGUAUGAGCAUCGUGGAGACGAUCGAGGCGGUGGCCUCGGCUACGGACAUGCCACUGGCCCAGCUCAAGCAGGAGAAACUGGACGAUGGCGGCGGUGUGGUCUUACCGCUGCAUGUGGGAGUUAUGCAACAGCCGGUGGCUAGCUCCAGCUCCGGCAGCAGUGGCAGUCAUGCUGGCAAUGGAAACGGUGGCAACAGCUCUGGUCUGCUGAAACCGAAGCGUGAGAAACGCUUCACCUGCUGCUAUUGCCCGUGGUCCGGAGCGGAUAAAUGGGGUCUCAAGCGACAUCUUAACACGCACACAAAGCCCUUCGUUUGCCUGCUCUGCGAUUACAAGGCGGCUCGUUCCGAACGCCUGGCCACCCACGUGCUCAAGGUGCACAAUAAGAGAGCAUGCAGCAAGUGCUCCUACUUAGCGGACACGCAGGAGGAGUACCAGGCUCACAUGAGUGAUGUGCAUCCGCACGAUAAUCGGCCGGCGCGCAGCGGCAACGGCAACCAGAGCGGCGGCAGCAGCAACGGCAAUAGCAACGGCAACGGCGGCGGCAAUGGCAACAACAAUGCCAAUGCCGGAGGCCACAGCCACAGCCAGAACCUCAAUGUGCUGCGAACUAUUGGCAACAGCCUGGUGGCCAACAACCAGCUGAACACCUAUGCCGGCAAUGCUUUUGGCUCGUCCAGUGGCAAUGUGGGAAAUGCGAAUGGAGGCGGCGGUGCCGUAACCAUCUACACCACCACAACCAAUGAGGGCGUGGCAGGCGGCGGCGGAGGCAAUGGUGGCGGCGGCGGCGGCAUUAGCGGAAACAUUUCCGGUGGCGGACCGUUACAGGAGAUCAUCGUGAAUCCAUCGUCGAUGGUCGGUUGGCGGCUAAGCGCCAAUGGAUCGUUGAUCCCGCCACAUGAUCUGCUCACCGGCGGAUUGCCAAAUGCGGCCACGCAAAAGCGCGGCUCUGAGCGAUUGUUUCAGUACCUCGAGGCCGAGGGCAGCGAUCCGGAGGACUAUGCGCGUCUACUAAAAAUGGACGCCAUUAGUCGCAACACCGCUUCGGUCGCUCAGGAUUUUCAUAAGGCGGGAGGCGUGCACGAGUUGAAAAUACCAGCCAAUCAUCAACUCCUGUUUAACAAUAAACUGCCUUCGCAAUGGACGACACGAGAGGCUGCUGCAUUGCUAUACAGCCUGAGCAACAUGGGUGGCGGCUCUGCAGGCUCCAUUUCCGGUUCCCAGCGUCAAAAGUUCGGUAUGCGAGCGCGACAACAUUCCACCGGCGAGGAUGACGAGAAUACACCAUCGUCUGCUUCUUCGUCGAGUUUCUCUGGUGAUGAGUUCAACAUGAGCGCCACAUCGCCAUUGAAGAUGUCGCGUCAUGCCGUUAAGCUGGAGAAAAUGGAUGAGAUGGAUGCCAAAGACAUGGUACCCACUAAGGCGAUGAUGGCAACGGCAUUUCUAGAGGCGGCCAACUACGAACAGACGGCCAUUGAGCUGCUGGCUAGCAAACGGAAGAUCAAGGUCGAGGAUGAGAAUGAUGAGGACCAAGAGAACCAGCAACAUCACAGCCAGCAGCAGCAGCGAUUGCAGCUUAUUAAAUCGUCUCCCGCGUACAAAUUAAACAACAAUAACAAUAGCAACAACAACAACAACUACAACUACAACAAGGACAAGUCAUCGCACAGAAAUGCCGUUCACCAUCAUCGUCAGGAUGACAAGGAGAACAACAAGACCAAGUCGCCAGGAGCAGCAGCAGCAGCAAGUGAUGCAGCUGCAGUAGCAACAUCAUCACCGCCCAGCGGUAGCGGCAACACCAAUCAGACACCGUUCCUCACCCAAAUGGAGUACCAGAAUCUCAAUCGCAUUGGCACCCAGUUCCAGAACUACGUCAAGGACAUUAUCAACAAGUACUAUGCGGCGGAGACACCUCUGAUGCUGGCCGCUGCUGCAGCAGCUUUGCCCACGGCCACGACUACGGGUCAGCAGCAACAGCCGGAACUGGACAUUGAGAACAUGUCGCCGAGCAAACGUCGUCGUCUGCUCAGCGAAACGGAGGAGUACAUCGAGUAUCUGCGAAACAAGGAGGAUAUUACUCUGACUAUUGCUCCAAAGGUUCAGCCACCGCAGCCGGUGACAUCUCUUCUCAAACGCCAGUUGGAUCUCAGCACACCUCGUCGAAGCCCAAAGAAGGUGGCUCCGGCUCACAGCAACAGUGCCUCGAAUUCCUCCCGCAAGUCCCUCAACCAAUUGGCCACCCUUUUGCCAUUGCUGGCGGAUGCGGCCAGCCAGCAGGAGUAUCUGGCUGCUCCGUUAGAUUUUAGCAAGAAGUCCAGCUCCCGCAAACAGGCACAGCCCAAAAAGAUCCGCUUGACACCCGAGGCUGUGGUCACUUUGCUGAGAGACAAGUACCUCAAUCGCAUGGUGCGUCAACGUUUGGGCUGUCACAAGUGCAACCAGAAGCGAAAGAACAGUUCCAUCAGCUUUAGUUAUCAUACGCUGGGAUCGCUGGCUCUCCACAAAUACUGGCGACAUGGCCAAAAGGGAUCCUUAGCGGGUAAAAGAGAAAAGCUGCAGGCAGCUCUGCAGAAGAGGAUGCAACGGGGACAGGCGGAAAAAUGCUAAAUGUGGCCGUGUAGUUUUCGGUUCUAUUUAAUUCGCUUAAGAUUAGAAAAUGUUUGCUUGCCAUAUAUGGAGUGCAUUAGGCAUUUGACAUUGAAAAUCAUUUAAAAAAUUGCAUUUAAUUUUUUAAAUUUUAAGUUGUGAUGUACCUGAAAUAUGAUUUCUCUUAAACAAACAAAAAAUACUUAAAAAACAAACAAACACAAUUCAUGCAAACGGUCUCGAAAGCGUUUAAGCAGCCGACUGCAAGUGAAUUUCAUUAUCUUAGUUAUACUAUUGAGCUAUCUCACAAAUACACCUUACAUACACUCACAAUUAACACUUUAUAUACACACACACGGAUAUUUAACUAUUUAGUAAUUUAACCUGGAAUGAGCAUUUAUCAAAUGUGUACCCCAGCCUUUGAUUUCAUCCAUUUGGUAUUUGUUUUUGUAUUCGAUUGAAUGAAAAUGUGAAGUAAAAAGCUUUAAUUUGCCAUUUACAAAGCUUCAGUUUUAGUUAAAAGUAAUGAUUGCCAUCUUUUUACACCUAGCAUUUAGUCGUAUAGUUACCUUAGUUUAUGGAUUAAUUUAUGAACUGCAAACUCGAACCUCAUCGAACCCUUUUGCCUUACUUAUCAUUUAAGCUUUAACGUGAAUAUCUAUAUAUAUAUUUAGUUUUAGUUGAUUUACUUAGUUACUCCUCCUUGGAGCAGCAGUCACGCCCACAAUGCCCACAUAAAAAACAAAAAACAAAAACCAUUCUCAAGCGAAAAGUUUUAAAUAAGGAUAAAAGAAAGAAAACGUCUAUAAAUAUUAACAAAAGAAAAUGAACAAAAACUAUAUUACUAUACUGUGUAGAUGUAUUUCAUGAUUUUAUCAGAAAAGAAUGAAGAGGAUUAGAAAGUCGGAGAGAUGAAGAACAUGAUGGAAACACAAGAACAACUUACAAAAUACUCAAAGAACAUGGAUAGAAUACAACUUUUUACCACACUGAACAAGAAAUAUUUGACUGAAAAGUGUCGGGGAAAGAUAUGAUAUAUAUGAAUAAAGGUAUAAACAAUUUUAGUGUAAAA